Messenger RNA from Tinamus guttatus (white-throated tinamou), 867 nucleotides. It is a transcript of the gene ETFBKMT, whose product is annotated as electron transfer flavoprotein subunit beta lysine methyltransferase. The record is from RefSeq and is a predicted model, not a curated record. Lineage: Eukaryota; Metazoa; Chordata; Aves; Tinamiformes; Tinamidae. Gene Ontology annotation, molecular function: protein-lysine N-methyltransferase activity. Gene Ontology annotation, cellular component: mitochondrial matrix. Gene Ontology annotation, biological process: peptidyl-lysine trimethylation.
GUUUGCCAGCGCAGUUGUCCUUGGUGAAGACAUGGCCUUUCAUGGCUGGAAGCAGUUCCUCUUCUUGAGCAAGCAGAACACCUUUGCCAGAGCGUGGAGGAGCAGGAAGGGAAGCCCUUCUCUGGGUUGGAAACACUGCUGCCACGGGGGUGCUGGCAGGUCUGUGGCCCCCGAGAUGAGAGCGUUUCUGGAGGAGAACACAGAGGUCACCAGCAGCGGGAACCUCACGCCAGAGAUACAGCUGCGCCUCCUCACCCCUCGCUGCAGGUUCUGGCAUGAAAAACUCGACUCGUGGCCUUAUGGGGACCCAUUCUGGGCAAUUUACUGGCCAGGAGGUCAAGCCCUGUCCAGGUACAUUUUAGAUAAUCCCUGUGUUGUUAAAGGGAAAUCAGUUUUGGAUCUUGGAAGUGGAUGUGGAGCAACAGCAAUAGCUGCUGUGAUGAGUGGGGCAUCCCAAGUCCUGGCCAACGACAUUGACCCUAUUGCAGGAAUGGCCAUGAUCUUAAACUGUGAACUGAACCAUGUGAAUCCCUUUCCCAUCACCAUUAAGAACAUGAUCAAUUCAGAGGUGGGCAACUGGGACCUCAUUGUUCUCGGGGAUAUGUUUUACGACGAACAACUUGCUGAUGGUCUUCAUCACUGGCUGAGCAAAUGCAUCCGGAUACGGCAAACUAAAGUGCUCAUUGGUGACCCUGGCAGGCAUGAGUUUUUAAAACACAGAAUUCACAGUCACUUGCACAAAGUUAUAGAAUAUUCACUUCCUGAAUCUACUAGACAAGAAAACAAUGGAUUAACAUCAAGCAUUGUCUGGAGUUAUCAGCCUUCAUGUAGUUUAGAAAGAUGUUAAAGCUGCUUUAUAAUUAAUUU